AUGGCUUCAGACGAAAUUGUCUGGCAGGUUAUUAACCAGCAAUUCUGUGCCUUCAAGCUCAAAACCACAAAAGGUCAGAACUUCUGCCGCAAUGAAUACAACGUCACCGGAUUGUGCAACCGCCAAAGCUGCCCAUUGGCAAACUCUCGCUAUGCCACUGUUCGCUCGGAUCCUGAAACAGGAGCCAUGUACCUCUACAUGAAGACCAUUGAACGCUCGCACAUGCCCAGCAAAUGGUGGGAAAAGAUAAAGCUGUCAUCCAACUACACCAAAGCUCUGGCCCAGGUCGAUGAGCGAUUGAUAUACUGGCCUAAAUUCCUCAUACACAAAUGCAAACAACGCCUCACGCGGUUGACGCAGGUCAAUAUUAGGAUGAAGAAGCUUAUCAAAGAAGAGGAGCGUUUAGGUGAAAGGGUCGUGCCGAAGUUGGCGCCGAAGAUUAGGAGACGCGAGGAGACGAGAGAGCGGAAAGCGGAGGCUGCUGCUAAGGUUGAGAGAGCUAUUGAGCGUGAACUUAUUGAGCGUCUUCGCAGUGGUGCAUAUGGUGAUAGACCGCUCAAUGUUGAGGAAGGGAUUUGGAAGAAGGUGCUUCGUGGAUUGGAGAGGCAGGGKGAGGGUGAGAGAGAUGAGGAUCUUGAUGAGGGCGAGCAGUGGGAUGAGGAGGACGAGGAAGAGGAGGGUGUUGGUGAAGUUGAGUAUGUCAGUGAUUUGGACGAAGAUGAGGAGGAUCUUGAGGAUAUUGAGGAGUGGCUUGGAGGAGAUUCUGCCGAUUCCAGCGAUGAUUACGAUGACGAGGAUGAGGACGAGGAUAGCGAUGACGAUGAAGGCAGUGAUGAGUCAGCUGCUGAGGACAAGAAGAAGCCUGCUACCGGCGACAAGCGCAAGCGUGCCGCACCACCUCCCAAGCCUCGCAAGAAGGGCGCUCGUGUUGAGAUUGAGUACGAGACUGAAGGUCCUGCGAAGGAAAGCGUUCUGGCAUAA
Talaromyces amestolkiae is the source of this 981-nucleotide messenger RNA. RefSeq lists its product as uncharacterized. The coding region runs from base 1 to 981 and encodes 326 amino acids. The record is from RefSeq and is a predicted model, not a curated record. NCBI's taxonomy places the organism in Eukaryota, Fungi, Ascomycota, Eurotiomycetes, Eurotiales, Trichocomaceae. The transcript has 2 exons. Gene Ontology annotation, biological process: maturation of 5.8S rRNA; maturation of LSU-rRNA. Gene Ontology annotation, cellular component: preribosome, large subunit precursor; nucleolus.